GGUUAGAAUACUGACAAAAGGCCACCGCGGUCAGACUGUGUCAAUUCAUCAGUGACUCUUGCUACAUCAUGAUUAAGCUCUUGGUAAUAUCAGCGUGCUUGUGCAUAGCCUACGCCGCUGUUUUUCUCGGCCCGUUGGAACCCAAACCAGAGAAAUUCAAAGACCAAGAAGGAUGUUAUGUAUCUGACUUAAACGAAGUGAUCCCACAUGGCCAGGCGAAGCCAGCUAAGUCGUCUUGCAUGGAAUACAGAUGUAGUUCCAAUUUGAUGACAUAUGUCACAUGCGGCACCGUAUUUACCGCGCCUCCUUGCAAAUUGGUACAAGAAAAAGAAAAACCAUAUCCAGGUUGCUGUCAAAAAGUGUGGUGCCCUUAAAAUAUACAAUUUUUCCUUUUGUCUCUUAAUUCCUAAUAUUAGAGUCGAUGAAUUGUUUUGUUUCUAAUACAAUGAUCGUAGCAUUUAGGAAUUUAUAUUUUAAAUUACUAUGGAGCUAGAAAAUUAAAUAACAUUUCGAUGGCUCCUAAGUAUAC
This is a messenger RNA of Melitaea cinxia (Glanville fritillary), 529 nucleotides long. RefSeq lists its product as uncharacterized. Lineage: Eukaryota; Metazoa; Arthropoda; Insecta; Lepidoptera; Nymphalidae. The transcript is spliced from 3 exons. Bases 69 to 374 code for a protein of 101 amino acids. The record is from RefSeq and is a predicted model, not a curated record.